Molecule: messenger RNA, 339 nt
Organism: Neltuma alba
Lineage: Eukaryota; Viridiplantae; Streptophyta; Magnoliopsida; Fabales; Fabaceae
Exons: 2
Coding region: 1-339 (112 amino acids)
Source: RefSeq, a predicted model, not a curated record
AUGUGGAUUGCUUUCAACAAGAAGCUACGUACCAAUGCUUGGAGAAGCAAGUGGUCUUCCACUUCUGUUGUUUGCCCGUUUUGUGACGCUGGCACAGAGGACGUUAUGCAUAUUCUUAGAGACUGCCUUUAUGCAUCCGAGAUCCUGCGUCUGUUUUCCUUCAAACAUGGAGGAAUUUUGCUCACCUUGGGAUGGGUUAAGUUGAAUGUGGAUGGUGCCAUGUGCGUCACCAAUAAGAAGUCAGGCUGUGGGGGCGUUUUACAUGAUGAUGCUGGUAAGUGGAUUGCCGGUUUUACUCAUUUUAUUGGCUUCUGUAAUGCUAAUGAGGCUGAAAAGUGA